UUCCGGCCGCUCCGCGGGCGGCCAUGUUGGAGCGGCGGUGGCGGCGCGGCGGCGGGUGCGGGUCUGGCGGCGGCCGGUGUCAAGGCUUGUUUUUCCAGUAAUUUGGACCUUUUUAAAGCACUCACUUGACUAAUGCCAUGAAUAUUGCAGUGAACAAUGUGGAAGAAAAAGCAGUCCAUUCCUGGUCAAGAAUUUCCUCUGCAGGACAGAAAGUGCUGGAGGAAGCCCUCCGAGUCUUCAACCCAAUGUCCAAGGACCUUUCUGACACAGAGACCCAACUGGUGGCCUUCAUUCAGAGCCUCAAGGAGGAGGGCUACCAGCCCACGGUUCUGAGGAGUAAGGAUGUGUACGGGUACAGCUCGUGCACAGCAGACACACCGAGUCCCACGAAGGAGAGUGUCCAGCACAGCUGCGCCGAUGCCACCAAGUCUGCCAAGGGCCCACCUAGAUGCACCGCGGCUAUGGCAGGGGUGCCAGCUUCACCCACCCGCCUUUCAGUGAACUCCUCCAGAGUCUCUGCUCAGUCAGUCUUGAAAGGGGAUUCCACAAAUCUCCUCUUGAGCUCCUUGAAGCAGACAAGAUCCGGCACGUCCAAGGCCACGUCACGGGGCUACUCUUCAAGCACAUAUCCUAAUGUUUAUCCAGCCAUGAGACUGUCAGUGGUUCUGGAAGCUCUGGUGCCACUCAAAACUACCACAUCCUGUUUGGAGUCCAAAUACACACGAAGGCGUGUUGGGAUCUCACCCUCGAACCUUAAACUCCUCAGGGCUGCAAGUCCACCAAGGCAGUUUUCUUCAGGCAAGGCCACUAAAGUGACAGAAGGUAAGAGAUACAAGCGUUUAGUAAAGAAAGCACCAGAUCCUGCCACCCUUGCUUUAAAUCUGCUGAAGGGACCAAAGGGGGGUGUGCUGCAGGAGAGCAAUGCUUGCAAAGCCUCGGGAGUCCUCAACGGGAGAAUCACGGGCAGCUCGUCCCAAGGCUGCACCACAACACAGCAGUCCAGGACCUUGAAAAUCAAGGAUAAGGAAGCUCUGGUAGGGAAAACAGAAUGGAAGGACAGCAGCACUUACCGGGAGAGCGUCGGGCGAAAGAAGAGAAGAGCUACAGAGGCAAGAGAAGCACCACAGAGGAAAAAAGCAAAUACUGUUCCUGUCAGGAACAAAUCUCGACGAGCUCAGAGUGCUUUGAACCUGAUGAAAUUCCAGGCCAUCAAGGUGGGCAAUUCUUCCUCUGAUGAUGAAGUGAGAAGGAGAGCACAGAAGAUUCUUAGGGUCAACCUGUCCCCUGUGAUCCGAAUUCAGCCCUUGUCCUACUCUCACAGCGUCCCAUGAGUUUCUUCACUUGGUCACUUUUCUUUUUGCUACAGGCAGACCCUGUGAGAGUCCAGUGAUUCCCACAGCGCAGUCAGGCAUGCCGUGCUGUUGUAAAAGAGAAGAUGCUGGAGAGCCACCCCAUGAAAUACCUCCCCUUUUGCCCCUGCUCCACCUUUCUGCCCAGGCCUGUGGCGGGACCAAAGGAGCAUCGGCAGUGGUGGUGGGGUGAGUGCGGUGUGUGACACCAUUCCCUGCUCCUGCUGCAGGCACAACACUCCCGAGGAGUGCAUCACCGCAGCCACACUGAGGGACAUGGGGCUGUGAUUGGCCGCUGCCUGGCCCCUCAGACUUCUCUCUGCUGACUGCUGUCUGUAAGACAUCCAAAUCCAAGCCAGCUGGGACCAGUGCUGCUGGCUCAGCCAUGGGCAUCCCCUGGUGUUUAGGAAUCCUGAGGCACAGCAGGGGAGCAACAACUGCAGCCCAUGGGAUGGCGAGUCACAAAAGUUUCCUAUGGUGGAUUGACAGCAACUGACCAUCUUGUUCCCGAGUGAACUUUUUACUCUUUCACUUGUUUGUGUAGAAUGUUUCCGAAGCUAUAUUAAUAUUUAAUGUUGAAUACGUGGCUGGGCUGCUCCACACUCAGUGUUGUAUAUUUUGGAAUGGCAUUGUUUGGUGAAAAGACAGCGUUAGUGUUAUUCUGCUCUUUGGAGGAAAUGGGACAAAAACCAGACUGUCUUUUUCUUAAAUUAAGUGAACUUUCUGUUAAAAAGUCCUAGCUGGUGUCCAGCCCUUCAGUAAAAUGAUGCUCUGAACUGC
This is a messenger RNA of Pogoniulus pusillus (Red-fronted tinkerbird), 2129 nucleotides long. RefSeq names its product coiled-coil domain containing 71 (gene CCDC71). Lineage: Eukaryota; Metazoa; Chordata; Aves; Piciformes; Lybiidae. The transcript is spliced from 3 exons. The record is from RefSeq and is a predicted model, not a curated record. The coding region runs from base 138 to 1331 and encodes 397 amino acids.